Messenger RNA from Zonotrichia albicollis (white-throated sparrow), 6678 nucleotides. NCBI's taxonomy places the organism in Eukaryota, Metazoa, Chordata, Aves, Passeriformes, Passerellidae. The record is from RefSeq and is a predicted model, not a curated record.
UUUGAAGAUAAAUCUGAUGCGGUAUUUGAUAUUACAGAAAAAUGUGGUGAAAUUCUGGAUGCAGAGAUGUCUGAGGACGCUGAGCACAACUUAGCACCUGCCCUGGACAGCUUGUCCUACGGAGCACCCAACCGAGCAGGAGCUGAGAAUUCACUGCAGGGUGAUGAUCAUGAUUAUUUUCUGAACUCUGGGGAUCUUGCAGGCAUACCUGUUGUUGGGAGUGACAACGAAGAUGAGCAGAAUUUCACUCCAAAAGACACUCUUUCUUCAGCAAUUCAUGAUGAAGAUCAUCUGCAAGAGGGCAAGAGAGUUCCAGAUCAUGAACUGGACAGUGAAAAAGAAAUUCAGGUUCAGAAUGCAACCCAGAAGGAUCUCACUUCCCCCUUUGAGCAGGGCCCUGUAUUUAAAUCACUUCGAAAAGAUUUUAGCAGAACACGAGAUAAUGGCAAAGAGACUUUUUCAGCCAAGGACAAGAAUAGAGAAGGACAUUUUCAAGAACGUGAAAAACGGUUGGAAAAAAUCCCUAAAGAUAUGGAUUCUAGAUUGAAAAGCAGUUUUCUUGACAAAGCAGUUCAUAAUCAAGUAGAAGAAACAUUACGGACGCAGUUAGCGCCACAAACUCCAGAAACUAACUUCAGGGAGUCUAGCUACCUAUUUUCUAGUAAGGAAUCUAUUGGACAAGAGCUGGGGAAUUCCUUUGCAUCAAAUAUUAGAAUUAAGAAGGAGCCUUUGGAUGACGAAUAUGCUAAAGCUAUGGCCCCACAGCAGGGACUAUUAGACAAAAUUAAAGAUGAACCUGGUAAUUCUGAGGAGUACGGCCAACAGCCAAAAUCUCAGGAAGGGGAGCUGAAAAUCAGUGCUGUAUUUUCAGUCAGUGGCAAUCCUCUUGUUCCACAGCUGUCAUCAGGUUUCCAGCCUGCUGUGGCAUCCUCUGGCAUGAGUAAAAUGCUCCCCUCAGUUCCAAGCACAGCUGUUCGGGUUUCCUGUUCUGGCUGUAAAAAAAUCCUGCAGAAGGGACAAACUGCCUACCAGAGGAAAGGCUCAACCCAGCUCUUCUGCUCCACACUGUGCCUCACUGGAUACACCAUUCCAGCUUCUCGCCCACCAGCUUCUACCAAGAAAACCUGCUCAAGCUGCUCAAAAGAAAUUCUAAAUCCAAAGGAUGUAAUCACUGCCCAGUUUGACAACACAGACUUCAGUAAGGAUUUCUGCAGCCAGUCUUGUCUGUCCACAUAUGAACUGAAAAGGAAACCCAUUGUCACCAUCCACACCAACAGCAUUUCCAGCAAGUGCAGCAUGUGCCAGAAGAACGCAGUGAUCAGGCAUGAGGUGAAUUACCAGAACGUGGUGCACAAGCUCUGCAGCGACGCCUGCUUCUCCCAAUUCCGCUCGGCCAACAACCUGACCAUGAACUGCUGUGAAUAUUGUGGGGGAUACUGCUACAGUGGCUCUGGCCAGUGUCACAUCCUGCAGAUAGAGGGACAGUCCAAAAAAUUCUGCAGCUCCAUAUGUGUGACAGGUUACAAGCAGAAGUCAGCUAAAAUUACACCCUGCACACUGUGUAAAUCUCUGAGAUCUUCAGCUGAGAUGGUGGAGGGCACAAAUAACUUGGGGAAGAUGGAACUGUUUUGUUCUGUGAACUGUUUGUCAGCAUACAGAGUAAAAAUGGUCACUUCUUCAGGUUGUCAAGUUCAAUGCAACAGCUGUAAAAUCUCAGCAAACCCUCAGUAUCACUUGGCCAUGUCAGAUGGGAGCAUACGAAAUUUUUGCAGCUACAAUUGUGUCGUAGCAUUUCAGAAUCUAUUCAACAAGCCCACAGGGCUGAACUCCUCGGUGGUGCCCCUGUCUCAGGGCCAGGUCAUUGUCAGCAUCUCCUCGGGGACAGUGGCAGCCACUGGCACCACCUCAACCGUGUCCCCCAGCUCCACCAGCAGCCCAGCAGCAGCAGGGCUCCAGAGAUUGGCUGCCCAGUGCCAGCAGGUCACCUUCACCCGUUCUGUUGUGAAAAUCAAGUGUCACCACUGUAACAGAUCGUUUGCCACCAAACCGGAACUGCUUGACUACAAGGGUAAAAUGUUCCAGUUCUGUGGGAAGAUCUGCUGUGAUGAAUAUAAGAAGAAGGGCAAUAUGAUGGCUUUGUGUGAAUACUGCAGGUUUGAGAAAAUUAUCAAGGAGACAGUGAGAGUCUCAGGCGUAGAUAAAACAUUCUGCAGUGAAGUCUGUAAACUGCUCUAUAAACACGACUUGUCCAAGCGCUGGGGAAACCACUGUAAAAUGUGCAGUUACUGUUUACAAACCUCCCCCAAACUGCUCCAGAAUCACUUUGGGGGGAAAACAGAGGAGUUUUGCUCAGAGGAGUGCAUGUCUAAAUUCACUGCUUUGUUUUACCAGAUGGCAAAGUGUGAUGGUUGUAAGAGACAAGGUAAACUCAACGAGUCCAUAAAAUGGCAAGGGGAGAUGAAGCAUUUUUGCAAUCUGCUUUGUAUUCUGUUGUUCUGUAAACAGCAAAGUGCUCCUGACCCUCCACUCCCAAACAACACAGCAAACCUUUCCAUGGCACCAGCCUCCUCCUCAGGCCCUCCUUCUUUAAGAAAGGACUCAACCCCUGUCAUAGCAAACGUGGUGUCCCUUGCAAGCACCCCAGCUGCCCAGCCUACUGUUAACUCCAACAAUGUUUUACAGGGUGCAGUCCCUACUGUGACAGCAAAAACAAUAGGAGAUGCAAGUACCCAGACAGAUGCCCUAAAGCUCCCAUCAUCAAAACCACCCAGGCUUCUGAAAAACAAAGCUUUAUUGUGUAAGCCAAUCACCCAGACUAAGGCCACCUCCUGCAAACCUCACACACAAAACAAAGAAUGCCAGACAGAAGGAGAAGAAGCUCCUGCUCAGCCCCAGAUCAUUGUGGUACCUGUUCCUGUUCCAGUGUUUGUGCCAGUGCCCCUCCACCUCUACACCCAGUACACACCAGUUCCCCUGGGAAUGCCAAUACCUGUACCAGUUCCCAUGCUCAUCCCAACCACCCCGGACAAUGCUGAUAAGAUCAUUGAAAACAUUCAGGAAAACAAGGAAAAGAUUCCCAUUAAUCCAUUUGAAGCUGAUCUCCUUCAGAUGGCAGAAAUGAUUGCAGAAGAUGCAGAGAGGGAUAAAACACACUCUCAUGGUGGAUCUCAGACAUCUGAGCACGAGCUCUUCCUGGACCCCAAGAUAUUUGAGAAAGACCAGGGCAGCACCUACAGUGGAGAUCUGGAAUCAGAGGCAGUGUCCACUCCUCACAGCUGGGAGGAGGAAUUGAAUCACUACACCUUGAGAUCCAAUGCCCUGCCAGAGCCUGAGCCAGAGCUCAAGCCGUUCUCCAAAGGUGAUGUGGAACAGGAUCUGGAGGCAGAUUUCCCAUCAGACUCAUUUGACCCUCUCAGUAAAGGACCGGGUUUGCAUUCACGUUCACGAGCGAGACGGAGACACAGGGAUGGCUUCCCCCAGCCAAAAAGAAGGGGACGGAAGAAGUCGGUGGUUGCUGUGGAGCCCCGGGGUUUGGUGCAGGGCUCCUACCCUGGCUGCUCUGUUUCUGGCAUGACCCUCAAAUACAUGUAUGGGGUCAAUGCCUGGAAAAACUGGGUCCAAUGGAAAAAUGCACAGGAGGAACAAGGGGACCUGAAGUUUUCAGUUCAUCCUGUGAAGCUCAAGGAGGACAUUCUCUCCUGCACAUUUGCUGAGCUGAGUUUUGGUUUGUGCCAGUUUAUUCAAGAGGUGCGGAGACCAAACGGAGAAAAAUACGACCCUGACAGCAUCUUAUACUUGUGCCUUGGAAUUCAGCAGUACCUGUUUGAGAAUGGUAGAAUAGAUAACAUUUUCACCGAGCCCUAUUCCAGGUUUAUGAUUGAACUUACAAAACUUUUGAAAAUCUGGGAACCUACAAUUCUUCCAAAUGGUUAUAUGUUCUCAAGAAUUGAAGAGGAACACUUGUGGGAAUGUAAGCAGCUGGGUGCAUAUUCCCCCAUCGUUUUGUUGAACACUCUUCUGUUCUUCAACACCAAAUAUUUCCAACUAAAGAAUGUCAGUGAGCACCUGAAACUGUCCUUUGCCCACGUUAUGAGGCGCACCCGGACUCUGAAGUAUAAUACUAAGAUGACAUAUUUACGUUUUUUCCCACCCUUUCAAAAACAAGAGGUAGAAUCAGAUAAAUUAUCAGUAGGCAAGAGGAAACGCAGUGAAGAUGAGGAGGUUCCCACAGCAGUGGAAAUGGCUGAAAACUCAGAUAACCCCCUCCGGUGCCCAGUCCGACUUUAUGAAUUCUACUUAUCAAAAUGUUCUGAAAGUGUGAAGCAGAGGAGUGAUGUGUUCUACCUGCAGCCCGAGCGCUCCUGUGUUCCCAACAGCCCCAUUUGGUAUUCCACAUUGCCAAUAGACCCAGGAACCUUGGACAUCAUGUUAACAAGGAUUCUUAUGGUGAGGGAGGUACACGAAGAACUUGCCAAAGUCAAAUCAGAGGACUCUGAUAUUGAGUUAUCAGACUAACUGCAGUGGGGUAUUUUCCUUUGAAUACACGUCAGAAGCACCAAAAUGUGAAUACGUCCAGCCUUUGGAAAAUGUGUAUCAAAUAAGCCAAGAUAACGUCACCUACAGGCAGAUUUUGUACCACAGUGGAUGUACAAACUGGAACUGGAAGGAAGCAAAGGAAGCAAGCUGUGUAAGCUGCAAAUCCCAACGUCCUGCAGCACUGAUCAAUCCUCAGAACAAAUCCAAGUGGAACUCACCCAUUGGAUUGGUGCAUAAAUCCUUUAUCUGUUUAGGAUUUUUAUAAGUUGUGAGAUCUUUCUAAGGGAAAAAAAAAAAGGUUGUGUAAAAUCUACCCUCACUCUGGUGGGCAUGGAGAGCUAGAUUGUGGCUCAGGUGACUUCCCAGCCCUUGCUGCCAAGGAACACGUGGAGAUCCUUGAGCUCUUCCAGAGGAUCCGAGAGAAAGGGGUGAGGUUUAGACAAACAGACACCUUCCGUUAUAAAUACACCCACACCUACACUUUUAUAAUUUUUUUUUUUUUAAACUGGGAUCAAAUGUUAGGAAGGCAGGAGCCACUGGCCAUCCCAAGGGACAACUCUGGCUGCUCUUAACUGGUCACACGAGGCUGGACUCCAGCUCCGGGCUCACACCAACUCCAGCUGUGUUGGAAGAGGUGCUGCAGGUCAAACUUGUGAGUGACCUUUGGGGAAUGUCCAGGAGGGAUGCCCUGGGCUCUGUGCAGAAUUCCUUUCCCAGCCCAGUAGCUCUGCAGUCUGUCCAUAUAACCCAGUGAAUACUGUGGUGCGUGGAAAGUUCAUUUCCCUUAAGGCAGCUUUCCUUUCUCCUCUUUCCCUACUCCUAUGGUUUUGAUUCUUUUGUAAGGCAAAUCUAGAGAGGGCUUUGUCAUUUCGAGCAGGAAUACACACACACUCUUUCUCUUUCCACCUUAGCAACACGGGCAGCGUUGUACAAAGGAUGCAGUAUUACUUCUGACUACAGAACUGUGGUAGAAAAUGACCAUGUGUGUUUUUAUCCCGCCCCACCCAAAGAGAUUUAGUCAUAGUGUUGGAAAUUGAAAGAGAUUUUUUUUUUAAGGCUUGGCUGUUACUGAGUCUUUUGGAAGAGUAAAGCUCCCAUGUGGUGUUUGGAGGACAGGACAUUAUCAGAUACUGUCUGUAUCUCUGUUUUCUCAAGCUCUAGGUGUGUGUUUCUGAUGACCAGUGGUCACAAAUUCACUGGCAACCCAAGCUAUUUUUGAAGAGGAGAAUUAUAUGGUUUUUAUCUAGCUCUGGUCAGUUAUCCAUCUUCUGUAACAAGGGUCUGAUAUUUGAGCUUGUCACUAAAAUUUCAAGAGAUGAAAAUCAACAGCCUUGAAAAAUAUUUCAGGUUUUUUGUUUUGUUUUGGUUGGUUGUUUUUUUUUAUUAUUAUUUUUUUAGCAGUUACAAAAGUAAUUUAACAAAAAUAAAAUCAGAAAGUAGUCUAUUGACGUUGUGUACUCGGUAGUCCUGUCCCUGCCUGUAACAGAUUUCACUGAUGUAUUUUUUAAUACAGAAAAUUAUGUGAAAAGUAAAACCUGCCCCUGAUUCUGUCUGACCAAAGCCCAUUUGUGUCUGUCAUUUCUGAGCAAAGGUUCUGCUUUCUCCAUGGCCUGGCAGGGGGAGAUGUUUUGUGGGGAGGGCAGGAUGGGGAUGGUGUGCAAAAUAAUCCCAAAGUUCCUUAAUAGAGUUUAACAGAAAUAUUCCCAUUGAAUAACGUAGGAUGUUUGUACCUUAUGAGAAACACUUUGCUUCCUCUGAACAUCCUCACUGUUUCUUGUCUUGGGAGCACCUUAAUUGUGGCCAAUUUUUUUGCAGGCAUUGAGAAUGAAAGAUAGGCAAGUGAAAUCACUUUAACUUUCACUGGCUGAGAGCAGAGUUGUUAAACAUGGUGUAAACUCCUUUGGUGUGGUGGCUGGGACAUGAGAAACAUUUCAUUGCAGUUCCAUGGUGAUAAUUAACACAGUAAGUAGUUUUAGUUUCUGUCUCACUCCUGCUUGGAGGCCCUUUGGCAAUGGUCUGUUUUUCCCAGGGUCUGCCUGGGCUGUUUUUGCCUCUUGAGGGAUUUCUUGUCAGCUCAACUCAAGUUCACACAGACAACACAAGAAGGAUUACCUUGAAGGAUUAAAGUAUAUACAAAUUAUA